UUAGGUCCCCAAACCUGUCUGACAGGUUUUGAAACUUUCGAGAUCAGGUCCUAGAGACAAGUAUUGUCAUUGAACAUGGCUUGCUAUUUUGGGCACAAUUCCUUCAGUACUCCAACACCCAAGAAAGCAAGGCGAGUCCACCUGGGUUGGGUGUGUGUUGAAACCAGGAAUUCAGAGGUACAGUUUGAUGCCGGUGGCUGGCAUUGGGAUGGAAUAACAAAACUCUGCUUCCAGGAGUCAUCGUCAAACAAUAGACACAAAAAGUCAAGGCUCUUGUAGGGCUCUUGGCGACUUUUGUGCCCAAAUUAGACAGGAACUACCUGCUGCAAUGGCCUUUUUUGGGGCGAAUAUUAAGGUUGUGGCUUUGCUAUCUUUGGCCCUUCUUCCUGUGAUUUCCUUGGGUCAAACGCUAUCGACCCAGACAUGUUCGACUGAUGGGAGUGCAGUGGUACAGCAAGGGGCCACAGCGUGGAUCAUCGGCAUCAUUUCGCUCAAUGAGGAGGGGUCCAGUGGUUACGGAUGUGGAUCUCCAGGAGACGGGUCUAUGCACUCCUACGAAGCCAUGAGGCUGGUUCUGGAGCUGCUCAACAAGAAGAACGGGACUCUGGGUACCACCAGACUGACUGACAGCUACGUGCCUGGGAUCAAACUUGGCAUGAAGGUGAAGAAUUACUGUAGCAACGAGAAGUCAGCCGUAGCAGCGGUGAGUGAGUACUUCCCUCAACUAUCAGGUGAUGGAGAAUCGUGCACGAGGGAUGUAGACAAUCUCACGCUGGGCAUCAUCGGUGGCUCCACGUCUGACGUGGCCAUGGCCCUGUCAGAGGAAGCGGCCCCAUUCCACAUCCCUGUCAUCUCGUACGAGGCCACAGCGCCACAGCUGACCGUGCCUGGCAAGUACACAAACUUCAUGAGGACCAUAUCUCCUGAUGGACCUCUCAUAGAGGUGAUUGUCCAACUGAUGAAGAAAAUGAAUUGGGAAUUUGUGGCCAUUGUCUAUGACUCUGGAACGUACGGUCGCUCGGCGUACUCUGAGCUGCACGCCAGGCUGAAGGAUGCUGACAUCUGUCUAACUGCUGGCAUCAUGAUAGAUGACAGCGACGAGACCACAGCUAGCGACACGUUAUCUCAGGUUCUCAACACCGGCACGACCGGCGUGGUGUUUUUUGGAUCCCCGGCCUAUGCCAGGGCUCUUGUGGAGAGGGGAGAUAAUAGGUUACCUGAUUCUGGCCGGCUCCAGUGGUUGUUUGCUGACUUGAACCUGGAGAUGACCUUCCCUGCGUCCAGUGUGUACCAGCACGGCAUUAUAGCGGUCACUGCCGCAUCCAGAUUUAUCGUGGAGUUUGAGGACCACUGGAUGCGCAUCAACGAGCGGCGCGUCAACUCGCUGCAGGCCCUAGAGAACCCGUGGUUCAGACCCUGGUUCGAGGAGCGGAACGCCUGUAGCUUCAACCCUCUGACCACUGGUCUGAGAGACUGUGCUACGAUCUAUGGGACCAUGACGGCCGAUGAGAUUGAGGACAUGAAACGUCGCGCGUUCCAACAGGACCAGUAUGCCGAGGCAGCUGUGAUGGCCGUGUACACGUACGCGUAUGCUCUACGAGAGGCACAGAUGGACAAAUGUCCUGGUGUGUCUGGUUUCUGUCCUGCUCUGGUUGCCAUGGAGAGACAAGAGUUCUUCAACGAUUAUCUGAAAAAGGUCAAUCUGAGAUUCAAGACGACAGAGCGCAUCCCAACUCUGGGCACAUAUGAUGUAGCACCCUACUACUCCCCCAAACGUUUACGUUUCAACGCGAAUGGAGAUCUGGCAGAGGCUUCGUACUUUAUUUGGAACUACAAUGAUAUCGAGUCUGGGAACAGGCAGAGCGAUUUCAAAUUCAGAAGGGCUGGCAGUUACGUUGACGGUACUCUUAUCCUGAACAAUGUGGCAAUGUACUCGGAGGAUCGCAAGACCCGCCUCUCCUCCCUCCCCCCCUCUCCAUGCCCGUCGGCUGGCUGUGGCACUUGUCUAGGUCUCCCGGCUGACCUCAAGUAUUACUACACCCCAGGCGAUGUUGUGAUCAGUGGAACAUUCUCUCUCCAUAAGAUGGGCUCCACGCCCAUCAGCUGUGGCGGAAGGAUUUCUGUGAACCAGUACCAGUACAUGGAGGCCAUGAUCUACGCUGUGAACCAGAUCAACAAUGACCCUUCUAUCCUCCCGAACUUGAAACUGGGAGGUCUGGGGUUUGACGACUGUAGCAGUUCAGCUCUCAGUCAGUCCUUCCUGGCUCAGGUCCAAAGAGGCAACAUUGUCAUCAAGAGCAGUGGAGGUGAAGAACUAGACCCCCGGACAGUUGAAGCCUACACAGCAGCCUAUUCCUCUCCCCUUACCCUGCCCCUUGCCGAGGCCAUGAAUAUGCUAAUGAGGCCCAUGGUCGGCUACCGGGCGGGCAGCUCUGAGCUGGAUGAUGACCGGAGAUAUCCAUAUUACAUCCGUGCCUUGCCAGGGAUUUAUGAGGAGAUCAAGGCGAUGAUCUUGUUGUUGAAACAGUGGAACUGGAUGUAUGUGCAGCUGGUCACUUCAGACAUGCACUACUCCCAAAACGCAGAAAAAGUUUUCCGGGAACUCUCAGCGAAGGAGGGAAUCUGUGUCGUGGCCUCCCACAACAUCGGCACAGACGUGGAUGGGGCAGAGCGCAUGCUGAUGGGCCUUCAGGCAAACAAGGCUGUCUCUCCGACAAUCUCCCUGCUAGACUCUCACGACAACCAAAGGUUCCUGGCUAUUUUGGCCAACAACACGGCCAUCAGACGUGACCUGGCCAUCCUGGCAACCACCUCGUGGGGAACGAGUGAGAUGAUUGUGGAUGGGUUUGAGGAUGUUGCGAAUCGAGUUAUCAGUCUCAGCCUACGUCACUCGACCUUGGGCAACUUCCGGAACUAUUUGAGUGGCCUACAGGUACAGACGUACACAAGCAAUCCCUGGUUCAGUGAGUGGUACAUGGCCGUACACUCCUGUACACUGGGAGUUCCCUCUGAUGGCGUGCCCAUCUGUGAUAUGUCCCAGCCAAUCACGGCUGGCGGGUCAAAGUUCCGACUUAUGUAUGAGGUUGAGAGCGUCAUCAAUGCAGUCAAGGCCAUUGCCGAUGGUUUGGACAAGACCCUCAGGUCGUAUUGCGGCACUGGUUACAAAAAUGUCUGUAAUGACUUUAUCAAUGCGGCUGACAAAGGAAAGGUCUUCCUGGAUACCAUCAAAGCUGUCUCCUUCCCCAUCGAGAAUAUGUUGGCUCCCAACACCUUCCAAUUCAGUGGGAAGUCGGCGGUUGUGCCGUUUGAGGUGUACAGUUAUAAGGCUGGGCGUUAUGUAAAGCCCAAUCACGUCUGGCCGUAACUGGGAGCAAGAUAUCUGGACUCUGUCUACGAUGAACGCCGUCUACGCAAUCGCCAAGGCUACCAACAAUGUCAAGGUUUCGGUGUGUGGGCCGGGUGUUGCUCUGUGCCCGGGUUUCUUCACCCAAGACGAUGUCCACAGCAAGAUCAUGGAUGAGCUUGAUCGAGAAAACUUCACAGACAUUGCUGGAAUGGCCUUCAAGUUCUUUGAGCGAGAGGCUGACCGGGGAUACAAAAUGUACAGAUACAGACCUAACAUUGCUCCUCAAGAAGAGGGCGUCCUGACCCGUACGACGGCCCUAAGUCUCUCUAACAGCCUGGCUCUUAAGGAGCUCUAUGCCAGUCUGAGGUCGCAAUGUCCUGGGGACUGUCUCACCUGCAAGACCUCGGCCACGGACCUGCAGGAUUUCACGCUCAUCUCGGGGGAUAUUUACAUUGUUGGUCUGUUUGACAUCCACAAUGAAGGCUACUCUCCUUACACAUGUGGAGAAAUCAACGGCAAGCACGGUCUACAGCUGCUUGAAGCUUUUAACUUUGCCAUAGAGUAUGUCAACAACCAUACAGGGAUGUUCAGCGACAUUCUGCAAGGUGUUCGUAUCGGUGGUGUUGGCCUCGACAUGUGCAAGUCUCCGACGCGAGCCGCGAACCUGGUGGCCAACAUCCACAGUGGCGACGUCACCCUCAGCAAGGACGGCGAGACUGUUUACCCUCGCCGGAUCGACGCGUAUGUGGCUACCAUGGACACAGAGUCGUCUAUCCGUGUGGCUGAUGUCCUUACACAGUUAGCUGUGCCACAGAUCAGCUACGGUGCAACAGGCAUGGACUUACUAAACAGGAACAAGUACAAAUACUUCCUGCGCUCGGUGCCGGCGGAUGACAAGCUGGCCAGAGCCAUCGUCUCUUACUUGAAAAAGUUCAGCUACACCAAUAUUCAGGUUGUCUACUCGUUUGACGAGAUCGGGGAGCCGGGCUUGGAGGAGUUUGAAAAGGUGGCGUUUGUCAACAAGAUCUGCGUGGGUCGCAAACAUCUCGUGGGUGAGUCGGGGAUGGUCAGCGAACAGGAAGCCAGGGCCGUGGUGAACAGGAUUUCCAACACACGCAACCCUGAGGAUGAGGUUGUGGUCCUGUGGAUGAAGAACCCACUCCCUAUACUAGAGGCAGUCAACAAUAACGACGAAGUGGCCCGUCAUUUUCUGUUUGUAGUGACGGACAAGUGGGGUGCUGACCCAGAUUUCCUAAAGAUGAGUUCUCUCCAAACUCUUCUGCGGUUCAAGAAUCUGGUCACUUUUGACGUGGAGACGGCCGAUAUUCCAGCCUUCGACAUGUACCUGGAACACAAAACCCCGGACAACUACCGCUCCAACCCCUGGUUCCAGGAGUACUUCGAGCACCUCCAGGGCUGCUCUUGGGGGGCAGCGGCCGGCGGUGCGGUCAAGCCUUGCGACCCGAGCUCCACCAUCCCGCGGGCGGAUGAAUAUGUCCAGGACCCGUACGUCCUUUAUGUGAUCAAUGCUGUGUUCUCGGUGGCGCUGGGACUGGACGACGCCCUCAAGGCCAAGUGUAAAGUGCCAGGCGUGUGUGACCAGUACAGGAAUAGUGGAGAGAGGAGGCAAAGGCUGAUGACGGGGAUUGAGAAGGUUAUGUACACGGACGACACCCACCAACCAUUCUUCUACACGGAGGAUGGACAGAGUGACCGUGGCUACCACAUCUACAAUGUGACCAGUGCAUCCGCCACCACUGGUACUGAGUUCUCCUACAUGAAUGUGUGGAUCUGCAGAGACUUUUGGCAUUUUUCUUUGCCAUUGACCGCAUCAACAACAAUGCUGACUUCACUUUGCUAGACUCCAUCAAGCUGAACGGCCUUGCUUUGGACAGCUGUACCCAUGGUCUUCGCCUGGGCCAGGACGUGUACAACGUGCUGAGUGGUAACCAGUUGUGCGACACAGACGAAGGUGGGCAGCUGGUGGCCCCGUCCUCCAUCAUCGGCUUUGUAGUGGACAAAGACAAGAACACACUGCCCAUCAGCAGCAUGCUGGCACAGCAGAAAAUCACCACCAUCUCCCCGACGGCCACUCUCUCCGUCCUCAACAACCGCUACCAAUACCCGUACUUCCUGCGUGUGCGCAACGACAACGACAAGCUGGCUGAAGUGAUUCUGAGCAUCGGCCGCAGGGUGGGCUGGGACUACAUGAGCGCCAUCUACACUGACAACAUACAGCACAGGUCUGCGGCUGCUUCCCUGCUGGCUGCGUCGAAGGACCGGGGUGUGUGUAUGGCUGAUGCGGCAGGACUGGCUGAGGACGCAACUCUGGAGGAUGCCAAGCAAGUUUUGGAGAAGGUGGCGAAACAGGUUGGAGCGCGUGGAGUCGUCCUGUUUGUGGAUCCCCCCCACCUCACCCUCCUCCUGCAGGCUAGCAGAGAGGCCGGCCUGAGCGGCGCCUUCACUUGGGUGGUGCCAUCAGACUGGGCCCACUCGGGGGAGAACAUUGCAGGGCUGGAAGAUGAGGUUUCCGGAUCUAUCACCAUCGAGACUCGAACAGCCAUCCUGGAGGAGUUUACGGAUUACGUAAGAAGUCUGACGUACAACAACAGACAAGGGAUUCCAGACGACUGGUUCAUGAACAUAUACCAGGCAAUCCAUCAGUGCAGUCUUAUUGAUGUGGAGAUCCCACACAUUAGACGUUACCCAGGAGUGUGUACCAAAGGAGAGGUCAUAACACGCGACAUGAUCGCUCAGGACCCCUCUGUGCUGCACGUCAUCAUUAGCGUAUUCUCAGCUGCGCUCGGACUUAACAACAUUCCACAAUGCUUACGCUCAUCCCUGGAUAUAGCUGCCUGUCUGCAGCUGCAGGAGAGGAGGAAUGAACUCAUCUAUGAUGGGAUCUCUGGGGUCAACUUCCAGGUUCUCCCCGACCUCCUGGGCCAGGACUCGUUCCAGUUCUCCUUUGACAGUAACAGUAACGGCCAGAUGGGAUACAUCAUCAAGAACUACCGUGCCGUGUUGGACAGUGAGAAGUCUCGCUACAAUGGUUCCAGUUACGCUGCUUUCCCCAUUGGUGGGUACAGCUCAAACGGCCUGUCCCUUGACCUGUCACUCUACGGCGGCGGUCGCUCCCUGGAGAGCGGUGCUGUGCCGGCCUCCAUCUGUGCUCUGGGCUCCACCUGUACCUGUCAGCUGCCAGGAGGACAACAGUGGGACUACUCACCCGCGCCCAUACUGGAUCCUUCCAAUGUGCAGGUGGGAGGCACCUACAGAGAUCCAGAGACAGGCGAAGCUGUGACCGUCACAGGAAUACCUCAGACCUCCGACCGCUUCAACAAAGCAUGGGGCAUAAUCCUAGCCAUCCUGGCCGCCAUUGGUGCCGUUAUCUCCUUCGGAUUAUUCGUCUUCCUCCUCAUCAUGUACCCGAUCCGAGGUGGAACUUCCAUUUUAGGAUUCAUCUUGGCUUUCGGAAUCGUCCUGCUGUAUCUCAUGGUUUUCCCAUUUAUCGCCCACGCGGAUGAGCGUAUCUGCGGUUUGCGACGUUUCUCGCUAGGGGUGGUGUACGCGUUGGUGUACUCGGCCCUGCUGGUGAAGCUUGUGGACUGCUGGAGGGUGCGAGGGAAGGGAGAGAGCUACAACGUCAAGUAUAGCAAGCUGGGACGUCCGGCCGGGCUCUUUAUGGUCACCAUCUUCUUGGUUUUGGUGCAGGUGAUGAUCAACGCCGAGUGGCUGAUCCUUCGACCCCCUGAUGUAGUGCGUGUGUUCUACGAAGAGCAGUUCUGGCCUCGCUGCAGCACGCACGACUUCUACGACGAAAGUCUGGUUCUCUCCCUUGUCUACGUCAUGGUCCUCAUCGUGCUCUCGCUUGUCCUGUCCCUGCUGACCUUCACCUCGACCACCAACCACCGCGAGUCCCGCUGGAUUCUGGGCAUCACCGUCAUCUCCAUCCCCUGCUGGGUUAUCUGGUGUAGUGUGGCCACAUUGGGCGCCUACUCUGUGCGGGACCCGGCUGUAGCGGUCGGACUGUUGGUCAACGCGACGGUCAUGUUGCUGCUGGUUCCUGUGCGGAAGUUGUACCUGCUGCAUAAGUACAAUGCGCUGAUAGAGGAGGAGGAGGAGAGGGAGAGUCAGUACGCUGCCAGUCACAAGGACAAUGACUACAACUCGGUGUACGGGAGACAGUACGACAACCACCCCAGACUACACGACACCAGCUCCAACCACGGCUCAUCCAGGGCCUACUAGGAGAUGAACACUGCAUGAUUUUCUAAUCAGCGUUGACCCCAGCAAGCUAAGUGUUAGUCACAGAAGGAAAAUGUGAAUCGAGUUGUUCUGGAGUUUGUUCGAAUAUACAAUACCAUUUCCUUUUUCUUUCUGUCUCCCCCCCCCCCCCCCCUCCCUUUC
Molecule: messenger RNA, 7753 nt
Organism: Aplysia californica (California sea hare)
Lineage: Eukaryota; Metazoa; Mollusca; Gastropoda; Aplysiida; Aplysiidae
Biological process (GO): G protein-coupled glutamate receptor signaling pathway; regulation of synaptic transmission, glutamatergic
Cellular component (GO): membrane
Molecular function (GO): group II metabotropic glutamate receptor activity
Source: RefSeq, a predicted model, not a curated record